AUGAUCGCUAUACUACUCAUUAUUUCUUGUACCCUAGUAUCCAGCCACGCGCAGUACAGCAAUGUGAGGUAUCAACCGGAAAACACCCAAGACUCCUACGCUGACAAGAAAUAUUACGACCAGCAGCAGGACUUAUCAAACUACUACAGAUUACCAGAAGUCGAUGCCCCUCAGACCUUUGGAAUACCAGCCGACAGCUAUGAAGUACCAUCGUAUAUCUACACAGGAACAUUUAAUCCAGAAGCACAACAGAAGAAUAAUGAUGACACUCCAGAAGGCAAUAAGAAAGACAGAAAAGACGAUAUAGCAAAUAACAUAGAAAUAGAAAAAGUGGAAGGAGCAUACUACGUUUUGCUACCGAGUUCUCAGCUCCAGAGAGUUCAGUUUAUGACAGAGAAUGACAGGCAGAACAUGGCUUACACCGCCAGACUGAGCUAUAGGAGUGAAAGUGCGCCAAUAUUUGUCUACAUGCCGCAGCAGUACCAACCAACAGCAGCUUAAGUGGACUUCAAACAACAU
This is a messenger RNA of Aricia agestis (brown argus), 519 nucleotides long. RefSeq lists its product as uncharacterized. The transcript has a single exon. The record is from RefSeq and is a predicted model, not a curated record. The coding region runs from base 1 to 501 and encodes 166 amino acids. Lineage: Eukaryota; Metazoa; Arthropoda; Insecta; Lepidoptera; Lycaenidae.